Molecule: messenger RNA, 1567 nt
Organism: Jatropha curcas
Lineage: Eukaryota; Viridiplantae; Streptophyta; Magnoliopsida; Malpighiales; Euphorbiaceae
Product: zinc finger protein ZAT9
Biological process (GO): regulation of DNA-templated transcription
Source: RefSeq, a predicted model, not a curated record
GUCACCUACUCUUUUUAGUUUUUAGUUUUUCCACUCUCUCUCACAACUUCUUUAAAACUCUUUUUCUGGGGAGAAAAAAAAAAGAAAAAAAAAGAAAAGGAGAAAUCCAGAGCUCAGAACUUUUUCACGAAGAAAGGAGAGCUAGCUCUGUUUUUGGCUCUGUUUCUUUCUGGAUAAAAUGGAAAGGCACAGAUGUAAGCUCUGUUUGAAAAGUUUCUCUAAUGGAAGAGCUUUGGGUGGUCACAUGAGGUCUCAUAUGUUGAAUCUUCCCAUUCCUCCCAAACCAGAAGAAGACCCGACCAUUCAACUCAGCGAAGAGACCGAGUCAGCUUCAUCUUCGUCUUCAUCUUCAGAAGAAGAAGGAGAAGCAGAGGGUGAUGAUAAAGGUGUUUAUUAUGGAUUGAGAGAGAACCCAAAGAGAAGUAUUCGGUUGGUAGAUCCUGAAUUCUCUUUCGCUGUGGAUGCUACGUCUGUUGUUCUUCAAGACAGAGAGAGCGAAACUGAGUCAUCCAAGAACCCAACUCGGAGACGAUCCAAAAGAACUCGAAGUUUGUUAGAGCAUCAAUAUCACCACCACCAACAACGGCAACAAGAACAAGAAAACAAUUUUAAAAAGCUUAUUUUUAGCAAAUUAAGUAAGACCGAGUCAUGGGCUGAGCCUGAACCAGUGAGUUCAAUCUCUGACACGACCGCAGAAGAAGAUGUCGCUUUCUGUCUUAUGAUGCUUUCAAGGGACAAAUGGAAGAGAAGAGAACAACUACUACAAAACAAUCGAGAACAAGAGGAAGAAGAAGCUGAAGCUGAAAAAUCGAUUGAAGAAACAGAUGAAUCGGAUGAGUUCAAAUCUUGCAAAACAAGAAAUCGGGGAAAGUACAAGUGCGAGACAUGCAAGAAAGUAUUUAAAUCUUAUCAAGCUUUGGGUGGGCAUAGAGCAAGUCACAAGAAACUGAAAAAUUAUACACAAAACAGAGAAACAGAGUUGGAAACAGAGAAUGCAGGUACUUCAACUUCGGCGGUAGAGAAGAAAGUCCAUGAAUGUCCUUAUUGUUUUAGAGUAUUCUCAUCUGGGCAAGCUUUGGGUGGUCAUAAAAGAUCUCAUGUAACUGGUUUAGGAACAACUCCUGCUAGAAGUUCUACGAAAGUAGAAGACAAUUUGAACUUAAUAGAUCUCAAUCUUCCAGCUCCAAUUGAAGAUGAUGAUAUUAGCCAAAUCGAGCUGUCUGCGGUAUCUGAUGCAGAAUUUGUCAAUCAUAUCAAGAGGUGAGUAAUUUUGGCUUACUAUACUAUAGCUAUGAUCUUCGAUAAAAGAAGAUUCGAUCCAAAAGUAGAUAGCUUUUGGCUACUUUUGCGUUUUGGGAUCUAAAUUCAUGCGAAUUUGUUAGUUUUAAUUGAGUUUUAUGCUUCCUAUUUAUCCAAAGACUAUUAAUUAAUUUCUUAAUUAAUUUCUUGGUUGAAAUUCUAACUCCAAUUCAUUUCUCCCGUCUGUGUCUCCUGUGACAAGCUCAGUUACUUAUAACAUGAACAUCCAAUUAUUUAUACUUAAAUAAUAAUUUCUUCGUUUUGUUUA